GUUUUCUCUCUUCUACCUUAUUUAGGGACCUCGUCUUUUUUUUACUUCCGCCCGUAUACCCCUCACACCGAGAGUGAUGUUUACAGCGGCUGCCCGGGGCCGUUUCUCUUCUUCUACUCUUGCUCGUCCCCGUCUCUCUCCUACGAAUUCCCUCCUUGCUAGAUCUUCUGUCGCUUCAACAAUGGCUCCCAGACGCAAGGCUUCUUCUGUCCCUGAGGGAUACAAAGAAGAUAUCUCAAAGGGCAACAUGCUUCGUUUCGAAGACUCCCUACCCCGCCUCCCCGUCCCGUCACUAGAAGAGACCGGCCGUCGGUACCUCAAGUCCGUGCACGCGGUGGUAUCAGAGGCCGAGUACCAAAACACCAAGAAGGCCGUGGAGGAGUUCGUGCAGGCCGGCGGUGUCGGACAGAAGCUGCAGGAGCGACUACUCGCGCGCGCCGCGGACCCCAAGCACAAGAACUGGUUGACCGAGUGGUGGAACCACGCGGCCUACCUCGGCUACCGGGACCCUGUGAUCCCCUAUGUCUCUUAUUUCUACUCGUACCGUGAUGACCGGGCGCGUCGGGACCCCGUUAAGCGUGCUGCGGCGAUUGCAACUGCGGCGCUGGAGUUCAAGGGCCAGGUUGAUGCGGGGUCGGUUGAGCCGGAGUACCUGAGGAAGAUCCCGCAGGCAAUGAGCUCGUAUGAGUACAUGUUCAACUGCUGCCGGAUUCCGAACGACGGGGCGGAUUACCCGCAGAAGUACAAGGCGGACGAGAAUCAGCACAUUGUGGUUGUGCGCAAGAACCAGUUCUUCAAGGUGCCGCUUGUUGUCAAUGGACGGCAGCUGAAUGUGUCGGAGCUGGAGAAGACGUUUGAGCGCAUCUACCAGAUUGCGCAGAAGGCUCCUCCUGUUGGUGUUUUGACUGUUGCGAACCGUGACCACUGGACUGCUGCUCGUAAGAAGAUCCUUGCUGCUCACCCCAACAACGCCCAGGCUUUGAAGGAUAUUGAGUCCAGUGGCUUCCUUAUCUGCCUGGAUGAUGCCAGCCCCGUAACUCUUGAGGAGCGUGCCUCGCAGUACUGGCACGGUGAUGGCUCGAACCGCUGGUUCGACAAGCCCCUUCAGUUCAUUAUCAACGAGAACGGUACUGCCGGUUUCAUGGGCGAGCACAGCAUGAUGGACGGCAGCCCGACGCACCGCCUGAACGACCACCUCAAUGCCCUCAUCUUCAAUAACAAGAUCGACCUCUCAGCCAAGCCUGUUCGCUCCGACCUUCCCGACCCCCGCCCCAUCAACUUCCACCUGAACGAGGAGUGCAACGAGGCCAUUGAUGUCGCCGCCAAGGAGCACCGCCAGCAGAUCGCGGCUCACGAGCUGCGUGUCCAGGCCUACCAGGGCUACGGCAAAGGCCUGAUCAAGAAGUUCAAGUGCAGCCCCGACGCAUACGUGCAGAUGCUCAUCCAGCUCGCCUACUUCAAGAUGUACGGCAAGAACCGCCCUACCUACGAGUCCGCAUCAACCCGUAAGUUCGCCGAGGGCCGCACAGAGACAAUCCGCACUGUAUCCGACGACAGCGUCGCCUUCUGCAAGGCCAUCUCCGAUGCCUCCGUCCCCCGCGAGGAAGCCGUCCGCCUCUUCCGCACCGCCCUCACUGCUCACUCCAAGUACACCGCCGAGGCCAGCGACGGCAAGGGUGUCGACCGCCACCUCUUCGGUCUGAAGAAGCUCCUCCAGGAGGGCGAGCCUCUUCCCUCCAUCUACUCAGACCCUGCCUUCGCCUACAGUGGCUCGUGGUACCUGUCUACUUCCCAGCUGAGCUCGGAGUACUUCAACGGCUACGGAUGGUCCGAGGUCAUUGAUGACGGAUUCGGAAUUGCGUACAUGAUCAACGAGAACAGCCUCAACUUCAACAUCGUCUGCAAGCGCAUCGGCGCCGAGCGCAUGAGCCACUACCUCAACGAGGCCGCCGGCGACAUCCGCGACAUGCUGAUGCCCGAUCUUGCCGCCGAGGCCGAGAAGGCUAAGCUGUAAACUCGUUACUUCAUUUAUUUGCUUUAUUUUCCUUUGGCUUGGAGACCGACCUGGCUUGGUCGGUUGGAAGAAAGAGAAGGCCCUCGCUGUAGACAGAUUUCUUUCAUGCAUAGAUUUGCGGUUGCUUUGAGAUAUCUACUACUGCCACUAGUACUGCUACUGGCUUGAUUUUCUAUGUAUUUUAUCUUGGUUUUAGCUGAAUGGAUUCAUGGGUGGAUUAAAUUGUUUGUCUUCUAAAGACAGGAUUACCAAGUACUAGUUCUCUGGGGUGUAAGCAAUUCAAUUUCUAAGAGAAGGGGGUGGGGGGUUGUUCAGAUUGUCAACGAGAUAUUAAGUUAAUGGCCAAAUUCUCUGUCCAUUUAAUCUAAUUGACUUCUGCUGGAAUCUCCGAGCCACGUCUAUUGUGCGUAGUGCGAGUGUCAGGUG
Messenger RNA from Aspergillus versicolor CBS 583.65, 2440 nucleotides. Its product is annotated as carnitine O-acetyltransferase CAT2. The transcript has 4 exons. The record is from RefSeq and is a predicted model, not a curated record. Gene Ontology annotation, cellular component: peroxisome; mitochondrion. Gene Ontology annotation, biological process: carnitine metabolic process. Gene Ontology annotation, molecular function: carnitine O-acetyltransferase activity. Lineage: Eukaryota; Fungi; Ascomycota; Eurotiomycetes; Eurotiales; Aspergillaceae. Bases 77 to 2014 code for a protein of 645 amino acids.